AUGGUGCUGGGUCUGCACACGGGGCCGCAGCAGCUGGACUGGGAGCCCCCACACGAGCCGCAGCCCGCUUUGCCACAGCUGGAGCAGGAGCAGGCUGGCACACAGCAGCACACGGGCACACAGCAGCUGGAGCCGCAGCCCCCACAUGAGCUGCAGCCCCCCUUAGACCCCCCGCAGGAGCCGCAGCCCCCCUUAGACCCCCCACACGAGCCGCAGCCCCCCUUAGACCCCCCACACGAGCCGCAGCCCCCUUUGCCACAGCUGGAGCAGGAGCAGGCUGGCACACAGCUGCACACGGGCACACAGCAGCUGGAGCUGCAGCCCCCACAUGAGCCGCAGCCCCCCUUAGACCCCCCACAUGAGCUGCAGCCCCCCUUAGACCCCCCAUACGAGCCGCAGCCCCCUUUGCCACAGCUGGAGCAGGAGCAGGCUGGCACACAGCAGCACGCGGGCCUGCAGCAGCAGAUGGGCACACAGCAGCUGGAGCCACAGCCUCCACAUGAGCCACAGCCCCCACAGCUGGAGCCGCAGCCGCCACAGCUGGAGCUGCAGCCCCCACAGCUGGAGCCGCAGCCGCCACAGCUGGAGCUGCAGCCUCCGGAACAGCCAGAGCAGCCCAUGGUUCUGCACACGGGGCCGCAGCAGCUGGACUGGGAGCAGCCACAGGGGCCACAGCCCCCUUUGCCACAGCUGGAGCAGGAGCAGGCUGGCACACAGCAGCACACGGGCACACAGCAGCUGGAGCCGCAGCCAGAGCCACAGCCCCCACAGGAGCCGCAGCCCCCCUUAGACCCCCCACACGAGCCACAGCCCCCCUUGGAGCCCCCACACGAGCCACAGCCCCCUUUGCCACAGCUGGAGCAGGAGCAGGCUGGCACACAGCAGCACGCGGGCACACAGCAGCUGGAGCUGCAGCCAGAGCCACAGCCUCCACAGGAGCCACAGCCCCCCUUAGACCCCCCGCAGGAGCCGCAGCCCCCCUUGGAGCCCCCACACGAGCCGCAGCCCCCUUUGCCACAGCUGGAGCAGGAGCAGGCUGGCACACAGCAGCACACGGGCACACAGCAGCUGGAGCCACAGCCCCCACAGCUGGAGCCGCAGCCUCCGGAACAGCCAGAGCAGCCCAUGGUUCUGGUGGGUUGA
Budorcas taxicolor (takin) is the source of this 1143-nucleotide messenger RNA. RefSeq lists its product as uncharacterized. Bases 1 to 1143 code for a protein of 380 amino acids. Lineage: Eukaryota; Metazoa; Chordata; Mammalia; Artiodactyla; Bovidae. The record is from RefSeq and is a predicted model, not a curated record. The transcript has 3 exons.